UGAUGGAGCUACAUGUUGGUGAUGGAGCUGUAUGUUGGUGAUGGAGCUGCAUGUUGGUGAUGGAGCAGCAGGUGGAGACACUUUGACUUCAUACAGUUUGUCCCCAGCUGGACCUCAGUGUGACGUCACAGACACGUGGACGGACACGUCCUUCUGUCAGGACACUUCCUGUGCAGUGCACUGAUGUCAGCAGUGUCGUGUCAUCUCUGAUCACACACUGAUGUUUCACCGUCUUCUUCUUCGUCUCCUUUUUAAACAGUGAAUUACAAACAGACGGAGGAGCGUCAUCGGCAUCAUGUGACGCUGUCUCCGCCCACAUGAGAACCAAACCUACGCCUAUAAGCUGCUGAAAAUGUGCUGCAUUAGCAAAGAGCAGGAGAGUUCAGCUGCGAUGCCUGACCUCUGACCCCUCUGAGAGACACCUUUGAGGAGGAGGAAGAGGAGGAGGAGGAGGAGCAACCAGCAGAGCUCCCAGCAGGGAUGGAGGGAGAAGAGGAGGAAGGUCGAGCAGAAGAGACUGAGACCUCCUCCAAACUGGGGAGAGCUUCACCAAGAGGAGGAGGACAAGGCAGACAAAAUGGCCUCAUCAACACCCACAGACUGGGGGCGGAGCCUCGGGAGGCGCUGCUGUUGGUGUACUCAGCUCCUCAGUAUCAGGGUCAUGUGGUGGUGAACACUCCGCAGGAGAGGAGCAGCGCAGGAGGGAGAGGGGGAGGAGGAGGUGGGGCUCCUCCUCAGCUCCUCAACCCCAGCGCUCUCCUCCCCCACCAGACGCUGUCAGACCCCCGCCUCAGGCCCGCCCCCGGCCUCCUCCUGUGUCCAGAGAGCGUUCUGCGGGCGUGGGGGGAGGCGGGAGGAGGAGACUGCUGCGAGACCACCUUCAUCGAGGGGCUCGGCCCUGACGCCUCCUCCUCAGCUUCUGCUGCCUCCUCCUCCAUGAAGGAGGCGCUGCUGUUCGCUGACAGGAAGUUUCUGGACUUCUCUGGAGAGGACGCAAAGAUUCACACGCUGUCGUACGACAUCGACGACGAUGAUGAGUUCCAGGAGCUUGAGAGUGAUUACUCCAGCGAAUCAGAGAGUGAGGAUGCCUUCCUGUUGAUGCCUCCCAGAGAUCACCUGGGCCUCAGUGUCUUCUCCAUGCUCUGCUGCUUCUGGCCGCUCGGCAUCGCCGCCUUCUACCUGUCACACGAGACCAACAAGGCGGUGUCUAAAGGAGACUUCCACCUGGCGAGUUCCAGUUCGAGGCGGGCUCUCUUCCUGGCCGUGCUGUCCAUCACCAUCGGGACAGGUAUCUACGUGGGCGUGGCUGUGGCGCUCAUCGCCUACCUCUCCAAGAACCACCACUGGUAAACCUUGUUGUCAGGGAGGAAAAAUUACCCAUCAGGCACCGGGAAUGUGUUUGGGGUCUUCACCUGGAGUCUCAGGUGAGCAUUUCCUCGGCAGGUUGGCCCGCGGCAACGAGCUGGAGGACAACUUCCUGUUUGCAGAUGCAGAGACGCUUGUGUUUCUACACGGUGACGUCUGGAUGGCGCUCAACGGGUCGACUGUUUGUUGGGUGUUUUUCAGGACUGGAACCUGAAACCUUUAAACCAAUCAGACGGCAGAAUCUUUGACCAGACAAGACAGACGUUUCCUGUGACUUUUUUCUUUUCAUUCAGAUUUUGAUGUGAUUUUAACUUUAAACAGAUAAAAACAUUUCACAGC
Molecule: messenger RNA, 1704 nt
Organism: Epinephelus lanceolatus (giant grouper)
Lineage: Eukaryota; Metazoa; Chordata; Actinopteri; Perciformes; Serranidae
Source: RefSeq, a predicted model, not a curated record